Molecule: messenger RNA, 3009 nt
Organism: Ahaetulla prasina
Lineage: Eukaryota; Metazoa; Chordata; Lepidosauria; Squamata; Colubridae
Gene: DPH7
Product: diphthamide biosynthesis 7
Exons: 10
Coding region: 168-1556 (462 amino acids)
Molecular function (GO): protein binding
Source: RefSeq, a predicted model, not a curated record
GGGGAGCGCAGCGCAGCGCAACGCGGCGCAAGCGGGGCUGCCGGGCGAGGAAGGCGGGGAGAGGAAGAGGCGCGCCUAGCCUCGCCUCGCCUCUCCGCCGGUGCUUCCCCUUUUCCCCCCAGGCCGCGCGGAGGACAGGAAGGGCGGCCCCGCUCCGCGCAGAAUGAAUGCACGUUGAUAUGGCUUUCAGAUGCAAGACAAAAACUUUGCAGGUGGUUGAUACCGAAUACAACGCAGACGCGGUAGAAUGGUGCCCGGUGGAAGGCUGGCACAACAUCCUGGCCUGUGGCACCUACCAGUUGAAGAAACCGGAGAGUGAGAGCCGUAGCGGGGACAGUGAACCCCCUGUGCAUCUAGGACGUCUCUACCUCUACUCCUUUGAAGAUCAAAUUUUCACACCGCUGACGGAGAUCCAGAGGCUGGAAACGGUGGCUAUAUUGGACAUUAAAUGGUGCCAUGUUCCCAUCGCAGGGCGUCCUGUCUUAGGCAUCGCAAAUGCCCAGGGAGUGGUGAAGCUGGCCCACUUGAUAGGAAGCGAGAAGAGUUGCAAACUACAGCCUCUGGGCAGUGUUGACCUGGGAGAUGACUGCCUUGCUUUGUCAUUGGACUGGUCCACGGGACGAGAGCCGUGCGGCCAACCCUUGCGACUGGUCAGCAGCGAUUCCAAAGGGAGAGUCAGCUUGCUGUCGGUGGAUGAAUCCGGUUCCUCGGUGGACGUCUUGGACCAAUGGAAGGGACAUGACUUUGAAGCCUGGGUCGCUGCCUUCGACUACUGGAACACGCACGUUGUGUACUCAGGUGGUGAUGAUUGCAAACUACAGGGCUGGGAUACUCGUAGCAGCUCAAGAGUUCCUCUCUUCACCAGUAAGCAGCAUUCUAUGGGGGUCUGCAGCAUUCAGAGCCACCCGCUGCGGGAAAAUCUGCUAGCUACAGGAAGUUACGACGAACACGUCCUUCUGUGGGACACCAGGAAGAUGAAACAGCCGCUGGUGGACACCCAUGUGCAAGGUGGCGUCUGGCGCUUAAAAUGGCACCCGUCCCGGGAGCAGCUGCUGCUGGCUGCCUGUAUGCACAACGGCUUUGUCAUCCUCAAUUGUCAAAAUGGUUCCGACGAGAACCCAGAGAAAUGCACCAUUCUUUCGUCCUAUGCCUUGCACAAUUCUUUGGCUUACGGAGCCGAUUGGUCUAAGCUUCCCCUGAGUGACUCUUUGGAGACGUCUACGGCUAUGCUGACAAUCCAGGAGGACCGAAGUGCGAGCCGGGAGGACCUGAAAGGGCAGAGCCUCAAGAUCGUUUACGAAUCCCCCACGGCCACCUUCGACGUGCUUCUUGAGGAGGAAGAGAAUCGACCUUCUGCGUCUCCACCCCGAGCGGAAGGUACCUUGGCCCCGCAACGGCCGCCUGGGGACGGAAGAGUUCCGGAUACCAAAGCCAACGGGGACGCCCGAGCAGCCAAAGUCCGAACGGAGACCAGCCUCUUAGCAACGUGCUCCUUUUACGACAACGUCCUACAUGUUUGGAAGUGGGAGGUUAGCCAGAGUUCCUCUCUGGCUUAAACCCCACCGUUGGGUGUGGAUGGGAAUUCCGCCGUAUAUUCUGCCUUUUUUUUAUUUUCUAUCCGCAGAGAGAGGAACAUGUUGGACGGACGGACUGACUUCGGACCGAAGGGAAUAUUUGUAGCUCAGUGUUGAAACUGAACUUUCGUCGUUUUACUGGCAGGCGUUUCAUUACCAAACUAGGUAACAUUAUUAGAGCUAGAAGGGAGCGCAGUCUGCUGUGUGGAAGAGGAGGACUGUAGGGUUUUUGGGACUCUUUUAUGAGCCGGGUUGCUUUCCUGCCGACGUUUCAUGACCCGACUAGGUAGCAUCAUCAGUGCUAAUGAGUGUGGUGGUUGCUCCCUGUUUAUAUACAGUAGCUUCUCCUUUCAGUCUCAGGGGAGGUGUGGUUUUCUCCUUCUCUUUUUGGUGUUAAAGGUAAAGGUUCCCCUCGCACAUACGCGCUAGUCGUUCCUGACUCUAGGGGGCGGUGCUCAUCUCCGUUUCAAAGCCGAAGAGCCAGCGCUGUCCGAAGACGUCUCCGUGGUCAUGUGGCCGGCAUGACUCGACACCAAAGGCGCAUGGAACGCUGUGACCUUCCCACCAAAGGUGGUCCCUAUUUUUUCUACUUGCAUUUUUUUACGUGCUUUCGAACUGCUAGGUUGGCAGAAGCUGGGACAACUAAUGGGUGCUCACCCCAUUACACGGCAGCACUAGGGAUUCGAACCGCCGACCUUUCAAUCGACAAGCUCAACAUCCUAGCCCCUGAGUCACCGCAUCCCUCUUUUUUGGUGUUAAUUCCUGCUUAUUUGGAUAUUGGAUGCCGGAUGCUAGUUGCAAGGUAAGCUGCUGAAUAUAAACAGGUAGCUCACUUGGUACUUCGGUACCUAGUCUGGUAAUGAAACAUCUGUAAGAAAACCAUGAAGCUCAGAAAGCAACAAGGACCCCAGAGUUCAAUUCCGAGCUACCAAUAUUCUCUUCGGUCAAUAUGUUUUUAUAUUACCGCUGGGAGCUUCCAGCAGCCAUGAUUUUUGAAGGCUCACUUGGUUCUUUUCAACAGCUUUUUUUGUACUGCAGAAAUAAGAUCGUUCAGGUUCCCUAAUUUCCUGUUAAUUCCACUUCUCCCCUAAGAUUUGACUCUUGCGACGUUCUCAAACACCAGCUUUAACAUGGGAUUGCCAUUUGGCUCUCCUUCCCCCCCCCCCAGAUAAAUAGGGAAUCCUGAAGUUCUAUUCAAGCUUGGGAAAGAGACUGAAAUUAAAAACGACAACCAGUGAUAAUCACAAAGAUGUUUUCUUGAAAUCCAAGCACAAGUUCUUUUGUGGUGAACAGCCUCUGAUAUCGAAGGGCAUAUUUAUGAUGUAUUUACAAAUUAUGACAUUUUCAUACAAACAUGCUCACUGGAUUGUAAAGAGCACCUUUCAACCAAAAUAUAUUUUUGACCUUUUUUACAAUAAAAUGUUGUCUUGUAAGA